Molecule: messenger RNA, 3273 nt
Organism: Podarcis lilfordi (Lilford's wall lizard)
Lineage: Eukaryota; Metazoa; Chordata; Lepidosauria; Squamata; Lacertidae
Source: the annotation of a GenBank genome assembly
AUGCCGUUAAUGGCUGCUCUGGCCUCUCGAGCUGAAAAAUUCAGUAAAAACGAGAAAGCAAGUCACAAGUCGCUGGAUGUAAAAAAGAAAAUGUUUCUGCUCUGGAUAAAUUACAACAGUGCAGAUUCUUUCGAAGCACUCAGCCCACUGAGGCUAAUAACACUACUCCAGAGUAAGUAGUUUGUGAUAGCAUUCUGCGGGAGGGAUGGGGAAACUGUGAUGUUGAUGGAUUCCCAGUUCUCAUCAGCCCCAGACAGCAUGGCCAAUGGACGUUGAUGAUGUAGCUUAUCAACAUCUGGAGAAACAUGGGUUUGUCACCCUGGGUUAUUAAGAGUGCUACACUGUUGUGACAUCGGCAACACUUGUACCCCGGUGUGUAUUUUAAGCAGUGUUCGAAAUUAGCCAGGCGCCAGGAGCAUUUUGCACCUGGCUUUCAACCACUUGCAACCAAGUGAAGAUGCAUGGGUGCCAGGAAGGCGCCAUCUAGAGGUUUGCUUUUUCUGCUCAGCCUGAGCAGGAGCAGUCAGCAUUAAGAAAAAGAGAUUGGAAUAGGCCAAUAUAUAUGCGGACUGUCGCUGAAUCAAGUGACUUUUCUUCUUUUAAGUUCUCAAAGGUUGUCAUCUGAACUAGCCAGGUGUUAAACUGAGAAUCAAUCACAGUCAGUUCAUCAUUUGAAAAAUAAGACUUUAGAGCAGUCUUGCCCCCAAAUAGCAACUAGACAUUCCAUUUUGGCAACUGUAAACUUGGUUUAAGGAGCUAUUUGACACUUAGCUUAUAUACCUGAGUUUCUGACACUGAUUUUAAGAGCCCUCUAACUGUUUUCUUCCUCCAGAAGUAGCACAGUACAGUUUGGCAAAAUUGGCCAUGUGGUCUUCAUAAAGAAAAGAAAAAGUAUGAUGUGAGGGACCCAGCUUUCACAUUUGAUUUUAUUUUCCUUUAUUCAGUCUCACUUAUUACUCAUGCACAAAUUGGCAGGCUUUUAUAUUUAAAAUGCACAGCUUCCUUCCUUCCUCCACUCCCCAAUACAACAUAAAAAUGGAAGGGUGGGAGGGAAUCUGUGGCCCUCCAGAUGUUGCUGUACUACAACUCCUAUAAUCCCUGACUUGGACCGAUGGGAGCUGCAGUCCAACAACAUCUGAAGGGCCGCAGGUUCCCCAUCCCUGACCAUUCUUUUAUAUUCAAGCCCUGCUACACUUCAGGUUACAGACUCUGCUAACCCAGAAAUAUUACCUCUGGUUAAGUACUUUGCUUCAGGAUGAGAACAGAAAUCGCGCGGCGGUGACGUGGCGGCAGCGGGAGGCCCAAUUAGCUAAAGUGGUGCUUCAGGUUAAGAACAGUCUCAGGUUAAGAAUGGACCUCCGGAAUGAAUUAAGUACGUAACCAGAGGUACCACUGUAUAUGGUUUAGAUGCAGGAGGUCCCAGGUUCAGUCUCUGACAUCUUCAACUCUUAGGACCUUAGGAAGAAACAGUGUUGGGGAAGAUUGUCAAAGGUUUAGGAUUGUCAAAGAAGAUUGUCAAAGGUUUUAGGAAGAAACAGCGUUGGGGAAGAUUGCCUUAGACCUAAGAGCUGCCGGCAGAGUAGCCGAUACAGAUUGACCAAUAGCCUGAGAAUAUACAACAGUAUACAACAACUUCACAUUCCACAACUUCUUUGAAAUAAUAAAGAUUAUGUAUUUUAAAACACACACACAUAUGUAUGUAUAUCUAUUCACACACACACCACACAAAUACAUAAAAUCUUGGCCUACCAAACUAGCUGAAAUAUUGUGCAUUUACCCAAAUGGAGAAAAAAUUAUCUUUCUGAAUAUUUUAGCAAACAAAAUGAAAAUCCUUCAAGCACAAACAUUUUUAUAAUUAGUUUCUAGCAUGGUCAAUUACUAACUGGCUGCUAAUGCUGCUUAACAAUCCAUGUGCUAUUAAAAUUCAUUUCCAGUUGCAAUGUGUUUAUCACUGUCCCCAAUUCACCAAAGCACUUAACCUCAAGCAAGCAAGUUUUCCAGUUGAAGUAAAUGGGACUACUCAAGUGUUCACAGCUGGAACAGUUUUAAUUAUCUUGCUAAGGGCAGGCAAGUUUGCUAUCUUGCAUGACUGAUCCAUUAACAACUGCUAGAUUUGCACAGAUAACAGUACAAAAUUAGGCAGUGGGCAUCUCCUUCGACUUGGCAUUUAUGUAUGUAACCUUGAUUUGUGUGUAUAUGUGCAUGUGUGCCCUCAUGCCAGAUGACUUAAUCCGGGGUCCAAAGAUCAUCCAAUGGCUUUCAUAAGCCCAGUGGGAUUUUAAACAUUUCUUUUUACACAACAAAACGCUCCCACUGUGGAGCUUCCUCACUUUCAAAAGCAGUUUAUCAUGCUGUUAUGUUAAACAUACAAUAGCAUCAAUAUACAUGGCACUGUACAGAGUUUCACAGAUGGCAAGCCACUAAAGAGCUUAGAGUCUAAAUUUUGACUGUGGGUAAGUCAACAAAGGAAAGAGGAAGGAGAUACAAGAAAAAAUGCAAUCACAUCGACAUAGAAGGGAGGUUUAAAAGGUUAAGUCAGAGUUCCCCGUUGCUGUUCUAAGCUGACAAAAACGGCAUUGCAACUUUUGGAGGAGUGUGCAAUGGUAAAUGGGUAGCCACAUUCCAACUCACACUUCAGUCCAAAAGUUGCAGUAGUCCCAAAGACUUCCUUCCAGCAACUCCUCCAGCCAAGCAUUGCUCUGCUUUCCUUUGGACCACUUCAGUGAGGUCGAGGGGGGGCUUCUUAUCGUCUGAGCAGCCCAGGACCUCCAUACACACUGCCCAGGCUUGCACCCUGGGGAGGUCACUUCUGUGCUAAUAAUUGAGAGAUGCAUUUAUUUUUAAAAAUCAGAGAUUCUUAUGAAAGUGGAAUGGCAAUAUUGGUAAAAAAAAACAACCAACAACAUGCAAAAGUUACAUGUACUGGAGGUAGAUUUACCCAUUCUGAGUUGCAGAUGGUUUGUCUCUUGGUCAUUUUAUGGCUAAGGGAGGCAUUGGGGUGUCACGGCAUUAGAGCUUCUCCCUAGCUUUCUGAUAAGCCACAGCAGGGGAGAGUGCUUUUCGGCUUCCUCUGGGCAUCUGGUUGGCCACUGUGAGAACAGAAUGCUGGACUUCACGGGCCUGGUGACCUGAAGCAGCAGGCUUUUCUCAAUGUCUCAUUAAUUUCCUUACAGUGUCUGUGGCAAGGCCUGGGAAAAUGCCCCCGGAAAUGUGGUGCCAAGCACUACCCUAUGUAAUUCCUGGUUUGGUUUUAGCAGGAUUUAAUCAGCCAAG